Molecule: messenger RNA, 7573 nt
Organism: Anas platyrhynchos (mallard)
Lineage: Eukaryota; Metazoa; Chordata; Aves; Anseriformes; Anatidae
Product: olfactory receptor 5AS1
Biological process (GO): G protein-coupled receptor signaling pathway
Cellular component (GO): membrane
Molecular function (GO): G protein-coupled receptor activity; olfactory receptor activity
Source: RefSeq, a predicted model, not a curated record
GCUCCUGGCUGCUGUUGGAGGAGUUUCCUUUCUUGAGUACAGCAUUUGAGGGUGCCACAACAAUUCUGAGUACUUUCUCCAGCUGAGCACAAGCCUCUGCAAGAUGUGGAGACGCUCAGCACAGCCGAAGGCUUUUGCUGGCACUGAAAGGAAGGUCUGGGAACUGCAAGGGUGAAGAAAAGCCAAAAGAAAACACCCAGCACAGAGCAUCAGCUCACAUGUACCUGCCUGUGGUUUUACAGCAUUUCUCCCAGAAAUCCCAACAAACUCCAGCUGGGAGAGCUGUGCCCUCUUCCUGUAGUGUUUGGUACCCAGCCCCACAUCCAUCACCCAUCGCUUUGUUCCCACCCUCCUAAUCUCAGGACCAGAGAGAGCAGAUCCAGAAUCCUGUCAGGUUGGACACCACUGCCUUGGAUCUUCAGGGCUGGGAGGAAAAUUUCCCCUCGGGAAAGAGGAGCAAACCCUAUAGCACCACAGAGAAAUACCCGGGUGAAGCGCUCGGUCAGAGACGGUCGCCCCUGGGUACCGCCGGAGCAUCCUUUAACCUGCCUUUAGAGCCGUCCAAGAGGAUUUUCCUUCUUACAAGGGAGAGGAAGCAGCAUCCCUUGUACCAUGCCCAUCGCUCGCCCCGCCGGCCGAAUCCCCGAAGCUGCCUGGACCUCGGGCUUGAGGGAGAUGACAGAGCCCUGGAAAGGUGCCUUGGGCUGCCUCGGCGUGGCUGUCUUCUUUGCCAUGACCAUCGGCAUCAUCUCCUGGCAGGCCCUGGAGCAGUCACCGGAGGAGUGGGUGCUGCGGGGCCGGGCGGGAGGGGUGCUGUGGGAGCGCCGCCGGGGUGCCCUGCUCCUACGGGCACUGCCCGAGGGGCAGCCGGUGGCCGUGAUUGCCGUGGGCGGCGUGCCUGCAGCUGAGCCACCCCCUCCACGGGACCGGUGCUGGCAGGACGGAGGCCAGUUCUGCUACGCAUGGGAGGAGGAGGCUGAGCUCCGGCUCUCCCUCGAGCCCCCGCCAGCCCCCGGCACCGAGUGCUAUGGCGUCCGCUGGACCCCGCUGCGCCCCGACGUGAUGCUGAAGGAUUGCUUCUCCAUGGCCAAUAUCUCCUGGUACGGAGGGGCAAGCAUCCGUGACCAGCAUUGGCCGUUCAACAGUGCUGAUAGCCCAGCACAGCCCUUUGUCAGCGGAGAUUUUGGCAAAAACCCCACUGGAUAUGGCCCUGUGCUAGAAAGAUACUUCCUAGGAUCAACAGGAGUGACAGUAACGGUGGCACCCGAUGUGCCCUUCGUCCUUUCGCUGGAGAGCAACCAGCAUUUCUGCCUGGGUAGUGCCGGUGUCCCCCUGCAAUACCUCCUCUGCAUCAGUUCCGAUGUGGCCACCGCGCACCGGCACGUGGGCACUCAACUGGUGGAGCCAGCACGGGUGCUGCCAGAUACGGCCCUCCUGGGGUCUCCCAUCUGGCACUAUUAUGGCCCAGUGGGCUCAGCUGCCAAAAUUAAGCGGGGUUUGAGGUCGCUCACCAGGAGACUGAAGCGGCACCAGCUUCAGGAGGGUGUCCUGGCCCUGGGGGAGCGCAGCACUGCCACUCUCGCUGCCGCGGAAUACGUGUCCAUGGAGCAGAGGAGGCGGCGCAGCUCAGCCCAUGCCUGGGACCCUGCAUUGAUCGACCCCCUGCAGCUCUCCAUCACGCUGUCCCCCUACACCAGCAUCGCCUCCCCGCUCUUCCUGCGCUCACUGAGGGACAACGAGGCCAGCUACUGGCUGAGCCUGCAGCCUCGCUUCGGGGGCUGCUUGGUCCCACUGCUGACCACAUGGAAGGGACGCCUCUGUGCCCGCCUCAACGUCACCAGCGAGGCGGCGCUCAGCUGGUACCUGGCCCGUGCCCGGGCCCUGCGGCGGGCACUAGGGGCCACGUAUGUGGUCUUUGAGGGUGCUGAGGGCAAUACCUUCCUGGAGCAAGCCAUGUCCCCUCCUGCUGAGCUGGCUGGUGACCGAUAUGUUGGGGCACUGGCAGCAGCGCUGGCCACACUGGGGAAUGCCACGAUCAUCAGCGCUGGUGCCAGAUCUAGUCACCUACCACUCUUCGUCCAGAUGAGCCCACGGCGCUCAGACUGGAGCCACGCGGGCCUAAAGGGGAUUAUCCCCUCUGCGCUGCACUACAGCCUGCUGGGCUACAACUUCUUCAUCCCUGAUGCAGUGGGAGGCAGCCUGGCUGGUGAUGCCCCAGGGGACCAGGAGCUGUACGUGAGGUGGCUGCAGAUCGUGACCUUCCUCCCCGUGAUGGCCUUCAGCACUCCACCCUGGCUCUGCUGCGACACCUGGGUCCUGAACCUUACCCGGCAGUGCAUACAGAGGCACCGGGACUUGGUGGUGCCACUCAUCCUAAAAUACAGCGAGGAGUGGUUGCGUUUGGGGUACCCCAUCUUCCGCCCGGCGUGGUGGCUCAGCCCAACAGACCCAACCGCUUUCACCAUCGAGGAUGAAUUUCUCAUUGGAGAUGAGGUCUUGGUGGCCCCAAUAACAGAAAAAGGGCAAACGUGGCGAGAUAUCUACCUGCCCGGAGAAGGGCACCAGUGGAUGGACACCAACACUGCCCGUGUGUUUGAUGGAGGCACCAUCCUCAGGAAUUACUCUGCCAGCCUUGAAGAGGUGCCAGUUUUUGUAAAGACUUCCUAAAUAUGGAUUGUUGUGGCUUUUAGGCAGUUGCCCUCCUUCAGAGCAGCACUGGCCAAAUGUGGUCACUUUUCCUUAAGAUAAUUUCUUGCAUUUUUCUAAGAAUGUGUUUUUUACUUUUAUUAUUUCAGCAGAAAUUGUUCAAAUUGUCUAUUAUUGCUGCUAUUCUAAAAUAGCAACAGUACAGAUUGGGCACAAAUACACAUCCACACCACGUUGACCUCCAUCUUUUUGAGGUUUCCCAGGGAUGUAUUUGUGUGCCCAUGCUGUGUUUUGGUGGGCACAUCCGAUGUUCCCAGGUCCCUGCCACCCCAGUCAAAGAUGCUGCCUUGGCCUGAGAGUGGAUUUUCCAGAAUCUGAUAUAAACAAACAUCACCUGUCAUGAUUGGAUUUAUGCAUUUAAAGAAUAAGAUGUAUAUACAGGGAAAUGUAAAUACAGUAGCUCUAUACAUGUGCCUGGACAUCACGUGCUAAAUGCGCUACAUGCUUCUCUCAUCUGAUGCUGCAUCUAGUCCACCAGGAGAGAGGACUCGGGGGAAAUGGAGCACAGGUCUCUGUACAGAGAUUAAAUCACUGCAUAGCCCAGAUGGUACCAGCAUCUUCCUCCAGACCUUGCCCAAAGUCAAACUGAAGAUAGAAUCAGUUUUUGCUAUUCUUCACCUAUCGGAAAGUCACCAACAUUUUAGUUAGGUUUAGUGCCUGGCUGAAGAAAAAAAAAAUAACCACCAUGUUCAUGCAUGGUGCAUCUUUUACAUGCUGUAAAAGUUCUCAAGCAGCCAAUUUCUUUGUGUUUGUUAAUAAGAUACACCUCAUUUCUGCAGUGAAUUUGCUUUAAAUUAAGUUUCCUGCUUUGUUGCUGCUGUGUCAGGGUUUGUGCUGGUGUCACUUGGCAGUUUCUGAGUUAUAAAGGGUAACAUCACAUCACUGACAGCUAAAAGAAUAUUGCUAAUGCAUUUUCUAUCUUGUGAACAUUUGGAUAUUAAAGACUGCAUUUGGAGUCACCAUAAGGUUAAUGAAGUGUUCAUUAAUGUAAACUUGAUUUAAAGACUUGGCCUGCCUUGCCAUCAGUGUCUCUGGGCACUGGCUGAUCUGUUCUCUGCCUUGUGUCUUCCUCUUGGCAAUCCAUGUGGAAGAGGCACAAAUGUUUCCCCUCACGUUUUCUAUUUUCUAUCUUAUUCUUUUCACUAUCUUAAGCUAAUGCUCCUGUUUUCCUGAAAGGGAGACUUAGGCAUGUUUGAGAUGUAUGGAAGUGGACGGGACUUCAAUGGAUGCUUAAGAGAUUUCCUGAAAUGAGGGCUCUGUGACUAUAAACUGGUAAAUGCUUGCAAUAUUAACUAGCUAAAAUAACGUAGUAAAAACAAAAAUACAAUAAGCACAAGCUCUUCUUUUAACAAUUUUUUGCUUUAAGCACUUUAUUUUACUCCACUUUGUGUUUUUUCUUUUACCUGUGCAGCAGUUGUGCAUGCCUGCCUAUUUUAUGGAUGUAUUUCUAAAUCUUCCUGAUUGGUAGAGCAGGAAUGAGUGGUUUGGGUAGAUCUUAUAAGGCAGAGAUUGUGACAAUGUUUAUGGAUGAUGCACUCUUAUCACCACUUGGAUUAACAGUUCUUUUUUUUCCUCUGCCAGAGACUUUUAAAACCUUUUGCAUACCUGAGAGAUGGGCUCAUCAACCGUUUGGCUUUUUCACUAUAUUUUUGCUGCUGUGUUGUCCUGUGAGAAAACUUUGUCCUUUGUUAACAGUUUUGAGGGUUAACAUCCAAGAUGUGGUGCUGAACUAGUUAAAGCACUGCGGGGGUGAUGUUAUGGGCUGCAUAUCUGCAUAGGGAUCACCAAAAUACCCAACAGGUACAGAGAGGGUAGUUGAGGAAAGGCAUCAGGCCACAGGCUGUCCCUGGUAAGGCAGAGACUUCUUUGUACAUUUUGUGUGUUACCUAUAAAUAUGGAUAACUUUAUAUAAAUAUAUAGUGUUCUUAAAGUUGACUUUAAGACUACCUUUAGAGUCUCAUGUAGACUUUCCUAUCUCAGCUUCAACACUUUCCUAAACCAACUUGACACAUUCCUUGAAGUCUCUAGCAGACUUCAGGAUUUUUCUAAAGUCAACUUUAAGACUUAGUCCUCAGCAGACUUAGGCAGAUCUCUGGAGAUACUCAAAACCAGGCUGGAUGUAGGUGACCCUGCUUGAACAGGGGGCUUUUGGACUAAGUGAUCUCCAUAGGUCCCUUCCAACCUCAACCAUUCUGGGAUUCUGGGAUUUCUGAAAUCUCCAGCCAACUUCGGCAUUCCCAAAGGCCAUCUUUCUGAGUAUAGUAGUCUUGAUCAGACUUCAGGAGUUUCUUAAAGACAACUCUAAAGUUUUAAACUCUUAAAAGCCACUCCAAGAUUCUCUUUUAUUACAGCAGUGUACAACAGGCAACCCCAAACCAACUGGAGGAAGCCAGUCCUCCAUGCCCCUUGGCCUAAGUGAGUCGUGUGGGGACAAAAAAGCCCUGCAGCAUUUCUACCCCAUCCAGUGGUUUGGGCUGAAACAACUGCUGAAACAACUGAAGCCCAGGCAUCAACCUGCAACACUGCAGACCCUGAAACCCAAAUCCCCCCAGAGGGGCAGUGCAGCUGCUGCUUUAACCCCUGGUCAAGGACAUGGUGAAACCUGGGACUGAAUUAAGGAGCAACUUUCAGCCCACAACCAGUGCCAAUGGGCUUGGGUGCACCUGGCAUCCAGUUACCAAAGUCAUCAGUCAGCAUCUUGUUUGUGCUGAAAAGCAGGGUUCAAUGGGUACUUGCUUCUCCCAGGAAAUUCUCCCUGAAAAUAACUGCAGAGAAAGCAAAGCAAAGGUAAUAACAUGGUUUGGGCUGAGGAGUACCGAGAGGUCAAGAGCUGAGGUCAGGAUCUGAGAAGCACUUCCAGUCCUUGCCUGGUCCAGAGGUGCACAAUGGGACCUGAGGUCACCCAGAGAAACACCCAGGGUUCUGUUACAAACCACCAAUGAAGGUUUCUGAGACACCUCCAAAGGCACGUGGGAGAGACCUAUGCAGCAUGCGAUGGUUCACAGAUGAGCUCAGGGAGAAGAAGAAGGGACAUGGAGCUGAGGAACACAGAAGGCUCUGCAGAGGCUCAUGGGGACCUCUGAAAGGCUCAUGGAGGACCCUGGGAUGACCAUCUGCAGUUCCAUCAAUAUCUUGUUCUCUUACUUCAGAAGAGAUGGUAUCACAUCUCAUCAGACCAGCACUCUGCCCUCCUUUCCUGAGAUGGGCUGGUGUAUCACUCUCCACAUUUGAAUGGUUGGACAAAAGAAGAAUGAAUUUUCCUGUGCUGAAUGUGAAAGAAGCAGACACAACUGUCUGAGCAUUGAAAUCUGCAGUUAUUUCAGUGACUUCUGGCAGCAUAUCCUUUAUUACAUCUCCUUUUGUUCCCAAUGGGAAUCAGCACAAAUGUUUGGGAUUCUAUCAAGCUUCAGAGAUGAUGUUAUUGUGCGGUUAUUUGAGACAAUGCAUCUUGCCCUGUUCUACAAAUGGAAGCAGCAUGGGACUCCAAAGCAAGGAGGUGAAGCAUACACAAGGCAGGUGAAAGACGCUUAAAUCUAGCGAAGUUUUCACUGACAAAUGGGAAAUCUAAACAGCAGUUAUCUACAUGUGAAAUAAUUUUCCAAGGGUACCUUUAGAGACAGUGGAGAAAAACAAUUUUUUUUUUCUUUUAGGGUUGUGAGACAUCUUUAUUUGGUAUGGCAUGUAGUACCUACAUAUAUUAUCCUUUAAAGUGCUUAUUUUUCUCCAUCACCUCAAAAGAUUGUGUAGGCAGAUAGCAAUAUCAUAGACCUAUAAUGAGGCAUUUAAAAUUAGGUAAUGACUCUGAAAGAGCCUCAUAGUCUCUCUGUGUCAGCACAGAUCUAUAGGUGUCUGAGAAGCUUUCACUGAAUCAUCUCUGAAAAUGGUCAUCAUCAAUUAGGCAGUUGGAAAAAAAAUCUAUGCCAUUUGGGUAGUGGUGGCAAGGUGGGACCUUAGACUGCUAUACACCAAUGAAGAAUCCCAGCAGAAGAAUCGUAGUAGAAUUUAGGCAGUGAGAUUUAGGUGCUAAUUAAACAUUAAAUCCUCUUAUAGUAAGAGGCUUUAAAAGAAUAGUUCUCCUUGUUUCUUUUUCUCUGCCUGUCCUGGCUUUAUAGGAUAGAGGUAAGGGGAUGGUUAACACCAUCCUUUAUUUCAGUGGGACCAGGAUUUUCCCUUUGAAUCUCCAUAAAAAUACUUUAUGCUUUUUCUUGUUUUCAUGCAAAGACCUCUGUAAAUGUCUGAAAAGAAUAUGUUCGAAUAUGUUCUUUGAUGGUGACAUGUCCCAGGCAAAGGACAGUGACCUCAGGGAGACUCAUGGAGACUAAAAGAGAAAAGAGACAUGAUUCUUGUGUACACUGCUUGUCUCAAUUAUUUAAAGGCACCAAGUUCUCAGUUCAUAGUAGAAAAGUGGGGCUAAGUAGUUUAAUGUGUCCCUGAUUUAUAUGGUUUGGGCAUGGCAGUAGCACUACCUCUCCUUUAUAAAUAGAGAGUUGAGGGAGAAUAAAGCUAACUUUGACCUCCACAGAAUACUUACGUAAAUUAUUUCUACAGAUCUCUCAGAAUCCUCUUGAAGUUAUGGAGUUUUGUAAGUAAUAAUCAUUGUACUGAGCAUAGUGUCCAGCAAUCACUUAACUCAAACACUGACAACAAAUUUUGAUCCCACCUAAGAAGUUAUUGCAAAGACCACUUCAAAAUAGAAACCCAAGAGAGAUUUGAGUUAAUGGACCUCUGACAUUAUGCUUUACUCUUCCAAAUAUUGAUGUUAUCAAAACUAGCAUCCGCUACUAAGACUAAAGAACAAUAUCAUAGAUUAUCUUCAUGUAAUCAAAUCUGCUUUCCACAGGUAGCAAUCGUUUAUGGCACCAAUUUG